UAAUGUAAAAAACCAUGUAAAAUAUAUCCAUCAAUUUUUAAUAGUGCUCCAAUAGUGAAAUGGGCUCAAAGGAAAGAUAAUGUAUUUUUGAUAGUAGAAGUGAGGGAUUUAAAAGAAGAAAAGGUUGAAUUGACUUCAAAUUCACUUAAAUUUUCAGCAAAUGCAGAAGGUGUAAAUUAUGUAUUUGAAAUUAACUUCUUUAAUGAAGUAGUCGUUGAAGUAUUAAUCAAAUUUAAUUCCUAUAGGAAAGUAAAUGGACAAACUAUGGAUUAAAUGUCAGAUUUAUACUUUCUAAGAAAGAUAAAUUUACUUCAUAUUGGACAAGAUUGAUAAAAGAAACUCAUAAAUUGCAAUAUUUAUAAGUAGAUAAUAUAAAAAUAAUUGAUAGGUUGAUUGGUCUAAAUAUAUUGAUGAAGAUGAUGAGGCUGAAGAAGGAGGCAAAGGUUUGGAUGAUUGGGAUUAAAACAAAUUUUAGAAUUUUGAUCAUGGACACGAUCACGGACAUGAUCAUGGUCACGAUCAUUGUCAUGAUCACGGACAUGAUCAUGGACAUGGACAUCAUCAUGACGAUGAAGAUGAUGAAGAAGAUUAAGAAGAACCAAAUGCAGGUAACUUUUGAUAUAUAUUUAAUUAGGGAAUAUUGAUGAUUUAGAGAAAGAGGAGGAAGUCUAACAAAAUGAAUAGGCACCUAAAGAAGGUGAUCAAUAAAAAUAAGAAGUUGAAUGAG
Paramecium pentaurelia is the source of this 727-nucleotide messenger RNA. NCBI's taxonomy places the organism in Eukaryota, Ciliophora, Oligohymenophorea, Peniculida, Parameciidae. The record is from the annotation of a GenBank genome assembly.